AUGAGUCGCACCUUGCCUGCGCGGCAAGCCGAAGAACUACACAAGUCCAUAAUAGCCUACCUCUCGGCCAACGGCCUACAAAGCAGCGCAGCGGCCCUCCGCGAGGAGCUGUCGCUCGGCGAGGAUAUAUACGAUGCGGCCACGGCCAAAAAGUACGAGUCACUGCUGGAGAAGAAGUGGACGAGCAUCGUGCGGUUACAAAAAAGGAUUAUGGAGCUCGAGACGAGAAACGCACAACUACAGACCGAACUCGACAAUGCUACGCCGACAUCCAUUUCAAAACGAAAUACCGAUCCCGCAUCCUGGUUGCCACGAGCCCCAGCACGACAUAGCAUGGAGGGUCACCGUGACCCCGUCAAUUGCGUGGCUUUCCACCCCAAAUUCACAUCGCUCGCGUCGGGAUCAGACGACUGCACAAUUAAGAUCUGGGACUGGGAGCUUGGUGAAGCUGAGCAAACCAUCAAAGGCCACACCAGAGCGGUACUAGACCUCGACUAUGGUGGCCCGAAGACAGCUACCUUGCUGGCCUCUUGCAGUUCCGACUUGACGAUUAAACUUUGGGACCCUGCAGACGGCUAUAAAAAUAUUCGAACACUAUCCGGCCACGAUCAUAGUGUCAGUGCAGUACGGUUUAUACUAUCUGGAUCAGCUGGCGUGUUUUCUUCUGGGAACAUGCUUGUGAGCGCCAGCGGUGACAAAACACUGAAGAUUUGGGACACAACGACAGGUUACUGCGUCAAAACGUUAUCAGGACACGCUGAUUGGGUCAGAGACGUCUGUCCCUCGCCGGAUGGCAACUACCUGAUAUCUACAAGUGCAGAUCAUAUGGGAAGAUUAUGGGACCUCACGCUUCCAAACCCAGAAACGAAAGCCACCCUCAUUGGCCACGAACACGUUGUGCAAUGCUGCGCUUUCGCGCCACCAUCUGCCUAUCAGCACUUGGCCUCGAUAGCCGGGCUCAAGAAGCCCCCGCCGCUGAGCAGCCCCGCCGAGUUUGUCGCGACGGGCUCCCGUGAUAAGACCAUCCGGCUGUGGGAUUCACGGGGGACGUGUCUGAAAGUGCUCAUCGGGCACGACAACUGGAUCAAUGCACUCGUAUUCCACCCAAGCGGCAAAUAUCUACUGUCGGCAGCCGACGACAAGUCAAUACGCUGCUGGGACCUCGCGCAAGAAGCCAAGUGCGUCAAAACGCUGUCAGACGCGCACGGGCACUUUGUCAAAUGCCUGCGGUGGGCGCCCGGCAUCGUCAAGGAUGCACCUGCUACGAAUGGAGGCUCAGCCGGGCAUGGCGACGGUGCGGACGGCGGCGCUGUGAAGAAGCUCGAGGGAGACAAUGCGCAGAUUCGCUGCGUUAUUGCGACUGGUGGCGUCGAUCAGAUUGUCAGGAUCUGGGCCAACUAG
Messenger RNA from Beauveria bassiana ARSEF 2860, 1401 nucleotides. Its product is annotated as WD domain-containing protein. Gene Ontology annotation, molecular function: protein binding. The coding region runs from base 1 to 1401 and encodes 466 amino acids. Lineage: Eukaryota; Fungi; Ascomycota; Sordariomycetes; Hypocreales; Cordycipitaceae. The record is from RefSeq and is a predicted model, not a curated record. The transcript is spliced from 3 exons.